Molecule: messenger RNA, 1865 nt
Organism: Diuraphis noxia (Russian wheat aphid)
Lineage: Eukaryota; Metazoa; Arthropoda; Insecta; Hemiptera; Aphididae
Cellular component (GO): SAGA complex
Molecular function (GO): transcription coactivator activity
Source: RefSeq, a predicted model, not a curated record
UUCAUGAUAUUAAUUUUUAUAAUUUAUUCAUCUGUGAAUAGUGUGAAUUCUGUGUGACUAUGUUAUCGUACUGUCAAAGUGUCGGUUAUUUAACUUAACAGACAGAAACACUUAACGUUUUGAACUUAUGAAGUAUUCCCUAUACUUCCGGGAUCAGGCAUUUCGAUCUUCAUCUUUCGUCAGCCGCCGUCUAGAGCCUAGGCCCUAGAUAUCGGUGGUUGUCAAUUAAUCAAAAAUAAUAAUAAUCGAGAUGUUUCCUUUCAAUGUUUGGAUGUUCCAAAUCUAAACUUUAAUUAAAAACCAGAUCCUAGGAUUUAUCUUAAGUGAAGAUUACAAUUAUUUUCUAACUUCUCAAUCAAUAUCCCAGAAUACUUCAAAAGUAAUUGGUCAUACUGGUCAUUAAAAUUAUUUAUAUUUUACUUCAUUGAAUUAUGGAACUUAAUUAUGAAAAGGAAYCAUGCACUGUAAACAUGCCUAAUGAAAAAGUCCCAGAUCAAAAAGUAGAUUUUAAUGAAGUGGAAUAUGUCGCUGUAAAAAAAAUCGAAGAAAAUAAUGUUUAUGUUGAUUAUGAAGAUGAAGUUGACAUUGACGGAGAAGAUCAAAUAAUGCCUGGCAAUAUGCGUUUAAUGGCAGAAAUUUCGUUGUGUGAUAUAGGAGAAGAUGACUGGUUAAUUGAUGAAGAUAGUGAUCACUCUAUUGAAUCUGAUUGUCGUGUCCCACCUUCUAAGGAGUAUUAUAAGAAGUAUAUAAAUACUAAUCCAAAAUCACUUAAUAUGGUUACUAAAAAAAUGAAAAACACAACCAUUAACUCUAAAACACAUGAACCAAUUUCUAGUGUCAAAAAAACUAAAGAAAAAUCAGAUUUAUCAUCUGUAAAAACGAUUAAACAUCUACAACAUUUGACUAAUUCAAGUUUAAACAAAUUAAAUCACCCACCACGUUCAGACGUACCAAACCUAUCAUGUUCAACGAGCAUACCCAGUCCAUCAGGUUCAACCAAUGUACCUAGUCCAUCAUCUUCAGUAAAUUUAUCUGAUUCAUCAAGUUCAACCAGCAUACAUGGUCCAUCAUGUUCAACCAGCAUACCUGGCCCUUCUUGUGUUUUUCCAUCUCGUAAAUUUCCUAAUUUAUUUGAUUCACCUGAUAUUAAUUUGAGUAAAGAACAACAAAUACUACUUAUAAGUCAUUUUUACAAAAAAUCAUUUUUGAAUGUUAAUGAUAAACAAGAGAAUAAUGAACUAAACCAAGAUAUUAAAAUAUCAAAGUUAGAAGACUGUGAUUGUUUAAAAGAAUAUUUAUUAGAAAAUACACACUUAAAAAAUACUGAUGAAGAACCAGAAACUGAAAAUACUGAACUUUCUAACUGUUUUGUAGAAGAUCCAGAUAUUGUUAACCCCGAUAUAAUGUACAAUAUUGAUCUUAAUGAAUAUUAUAAUGAGUUGGAUCUUCUAGCUUUAAAAAUUUUAAAAACACCUGACGAUCCAACAGGAUUGGUCGAAUACAAGCAAUUGCCUCCUAUUCCUCAAAUUGAACAAACACAUCGAAAGUUUACUGCAAACGAACGGCUUAGAUUUGCAAAUGGUAUUUCAGAAUGGGAGUAUCAAAUUGAUCGCGAUGACUGGAAUAAAAUAAUGGUAAAACGAUCUGUAGUAUUCACAGCUCAUGCGGGAUUUAGUAUAGCUAAUGAAGAGAGCUUAUAUGUAUUAGCAGAUGUAGCUAUUGACUAUGUAAAAAAAUUGGCUGUUAUUAUGAAAAAACAUUUUGAUAUUCAAGCAGACAACCCAUUUCCAGAUAGUAUUGAUCCAAUUGAUAAUAGUCUUCAAGAAGUGAGCAUAAUAUUUUUUUAUCUAUUUUAUUUAUUUUAA